UGUCCGCGUACGAGUGUAUAAUGACCUGAACUUCGAAUCUCCAUCUUGGAAACUUCCCAUUUCACACCCCAAAACCAGAAAUAAAACACAGAUUUCAGAACAAGGAACAAACAAAACAAAACAAACAGCAAAAUUAGAAGUACUCAAACAAUUUCUGUCACUGCUCUCCGUGUUUCCUCCGACCACCGUAGAUGACGGCGGAAUCCGACAACUGCUGCUCCCGCUGUUUGGGCUUCAUAACAACCAUGGGCCUCGCCGCCCUAUUCAUAUGGCUGAGCCUCCGAGUCGACGAACCCAAAUGCUACAUCGACUACAUUUACAUUCCUGCCCUCAACAAAACCCUAAAUUCCCCUUUCACAACAAACUCCACUCUCAACUUCACCCUCAAGCUCGUCAACCCCAACAAGGACAAGGGCAUCAAAUACGACGCCGUUCGCCUCCGCUUCGCCAUCUUCGUCGACCACAACACCACCCGCCCCAUCGGCAACGCCACCGUCGGGGGAUUCUACCAGGGCCACGAGAAGAAGGCCCGCAAGCCCGGAUCCCUCAACGCCGCCGCCGGAAACCUCACGGCGAAGGUCGACGGGAAGAUGUACUUCCGCGUGGAGUUUGAUACGGCGGUGAAGUACAAGAUCUCGCUGUGGUACACGAAGAAGAGGGACUUGUUGUGGGGAGGGGCAAAUGUGGAAAUUGGUGAUUCCGGUGUGAAAGUGCACCGUAAAGCCAUCAGGCUCGGCGAUUCUCAGGCUAGGAUCGAGUCCGGCGCAUCCAAGCUCCGUGGAUGCUAUCGUGCGCUUCUGCCAUUUUUGGUCGCGGUCUUACUCGUGCUUCACGCUCCUGCGUUCACUUGAAGUUGACCGUGACUUUUCUUUGUUUCUUAAUCGUUGUUGUAUGAUUGUAUGUAUUGUACUGCAUCCAUCUACAUAUAGAUUUACACGUUUUAGCUUCUUAUUUUUUUGGUUAAUUAGGAAUUACACGAUUUGUAUAUAUUCUUAAUUAUUAAUCUUUCUUUGGCAUUA
Messenger RNA from Lotus japonicus, 1019 nucleotides. RefSeq names its product protein NDR1-like. The transcript has a single exon. The coding region runs from base 192 to 851 and encodes 219 amino acids. The record is from RefSeq and is a predicted model, not a curated record. Gene Ontology annotation, biological process: defense response to other organism. NCBI's taxonomy places the organism in Eukaryota, Viridiplantae, Streptophyta, Magnoliopsida, Fabales, Fabaceae.